Messenger RNA from Striga asiatica, 1056 nucleotides. Lineage: Eukaryota; Viridiplantae; Streptophyta; Magnoliopsida; Lamiales; Orobanchaceae. The record is from the annotation of a GenBank genome assembly.
AAUCUUAAUUUACUUGUUUAAUUUGGGAGCUAUCAGGCGGUUCGGAAUGUGAAAGAUUUGGAGAGCCUAAAGGUGCCAGCCAACUAUCGGACUAUGAAUUCCUUUUGGAAGUAUUACUCUGGAGAGAAAGCUGCACCAUUUCCAACUUUAUUCAUUUGUGGUAAUCAUGAAGCAUCCAACUAUCUUUGGGAGUUGUACUAUGGUGGGUGGGCUGCUCCACAAAUUUUCUUUCUCGGAUUUGCAGGAGUUGUUAAGUUUGGAAAUGUUCGUAUUGGUGGACUUUCUGGAAUUUAUAAUGCAAAAGACUAUUAUUCUGGGCACCAUGAGAAGCAACCUUACGAUAAUAAUAAUAACGACAUCAUGUCCAUAUAUCAUGUUCGUGAGUAUGAUGUUCAUAAGCUGAUGCAAGUUAAGGAGCCAAUUGAUAUUUUUCUUUCUCAUGAUUGGCCACUUGGCAUUACCGAUUAUGGAAACUCACAAGAUCUUUUACGCCGAAAAUCUCAUUUUCAACAAGAGGUACCAUUUUAUAACUUAUGCUAUGCUUUGACUGCAAGAGAUCUUAUGGCUAAGUUGAGGCCAUCUUACUGGUUUUCGGCACAUUUACACUGCAAAUUUUCGGCUCUCGUUCAACAUGGAGAAAACGGGCCCGUUACGAAAUUUCUUGCUCUCGAUAAGUGCCUCCCUGGAAAUAAAUUUUUGCAGGUUGCUGCUACUUUCUGUGGUAAACAGGUUAUCGAAAUUGAAUCAGAAAAUGGGCCUCACGAACUCCAAUACGACGAGGAAUGGCUUGCAAUCACUAAGAAAUUUAACCCAAUUUUCCCUCGGACUAAAUUACGACCAAAUUUUAGUGAUGCUAAGCUGAAUUUGGAAGAGUGCCGCCGGUUUGUGAAGGAUAAGUUGCAAACUCGAGGCAGAAAGCCUUUUGAAUUUGUUGCAACUGCUCCAUGCCAUAAUUCUUCUCAAUAUGCGACUAACAAUUUUCCUUCUGGACAUUGUAGGAACCCUCAAACAGAAGCUCUAUUAGAGUUACUAGGCCUCGAGUAUUUUCUUGAUUAG